UAGUCUUAUAGAAUAUAAUUAUAAACAGCUAAGGUCUUGUUUCUGAACGCUUCCAAAUAUCGGUUUACACUUGAUACCACAAUUAUUAUUUAUUUAUUUUGUAAGAUGUACCUUACACAUGUUAAAACGCGCACAUGCGCGGUUGUCAAGAUAAACUAAAAUGGCGGACGUAGUGCAUUUUGUAUUUUGAUGUGCUAUACUUAUUUGCUUUCGGGUUUGUUUUCAACUUUCAGAAUGGCUAUGGAAAAAUUAUACGUUGUGAGGGAUACUCACACACGUUCAAUAACUGCCUUAGGGUAUAACCCUGUUCGUCGAGAGAUUCUUAUGGGAUGCGAAGAUGGCGUUAUUAAAACCUGGGAGUCAGAAAGUGGAAAGCAGAUUUCUGUGGCCUAUGAACACAAGGGCUGGAUCACAGAUUUCUUAUAUUGGAGUGAGACAAAGUUAAUGCUGUCAUCGGCCAAUGACAGAAACAUAAUAGCAUGGGCAUCAGGGGGCGGAGUUUACGACAGAAUCAAUAUUGGAGUUCCUGUUUACUGUAUGGGAAUAUGUGCACGUCGACAUCAACUUCAAAUAUUCUGUGGAGUCAAUGGCGGAAUCCGCAUUUAUGCAUUAGAUGAAAAGCGGGAAUCAGGUCAUGUGAUCAACUGUAAUCGGGUGCUAUACAUUGCCAAAGAACAUACAGACAUUGUGAGGUGCAUUUUGUGUACAGACUCACGGACAUACUCGGCAGGAUACGAUCAACGACUCAUCAUCUAUGAAACGUUAACUGGAGACAAUAGCUUAAAGACAUUUGCCAUAAUAAACGGUGCUCAUGACGCUGGGAUUUCAUGUUUGUUGCUGGCAAAGGACAAUGAAAACAACUCAUGGAUCCUGACUGGUUCAUUUGACAAGAGCAUGAAGAUCUGGACAGCAGACGGAAAACCAGUCCACAAGCUGGAUAACUUCAUCUCUACUGUGUCAGGCAUUUGUUACGUGCCCCGCAACAAGACCGUCUGGGUAGCAGGGGGCACGUCAUAUGCCAGUCUGUUUGAUCCAAAAUCUGGUGAAAAUGUGUCAGAUUUUAUUGGAACAUUUCAACAACAGGAAGAGGAGAAAUACCAACUACAGAUCCUCAAAUUCUUUCCUGAAUUAAACCAAGUUGUUGCAUCAACAAGUAGACGACACUUGAUAGUUUGGAAGUACAACCCUUCUGGUUGUGUCACAGCCCUCAAGUGUAAAGUACCGCUGGAGAGUUUGUGUUAUACUCGUAAAGUGCCUAUACUGAUAUUUAGUGGCGAUCAUGAAGGAGUGAUUGUCAAGUGGGAACGCAUGCAAUCCAACCAUUUUAUGUACAGUAAGGAAACAUUUGUCAUCAGUGACUCAAAAAUCAAAAAGAAACGUAAGACAGGCAGUAAGAAGCGUGAACUGAUGCUGGAACAAGAGCUCAACGAGAAGUUGAACAACCUGCAGGUGAAGAACAAUGAGGAGGUGAACAAGGCCAACAACAAGAACAUCCAGAGCCACUACGCCUUCAACAAGCCCAUCAUUCCACCUGCCUCCACCCACAACCAUCCCCAUACCACGAUACUCAAGUGCCUGUUUGUGGAAAGUCUUGACAUCAUCCUGGCUGCCUCAGAGGACACCAAUAUAUAUGUGUGGGGUUUUGAUGACCAGGCAGUGUCAGUUCUGCAGGAUAUGAAGCCCCAGGACAUGGAGUCUCUAGUCACGCGUUACAGCAUCCUCCUAGACCCGGAAUCUGGGCUCCUCCCACAAAACACAAAGGACAGUGAGAGUGACUCAGUAACAAAUCGCGUAGCUGGGUUUGUGUGUAAAUAUGUGUUCUGUGAGCAUGAGUCGUGCGUGACAAGCCUGGUAGUUAUAGAGAAGGAGAACAGCAUGGACUCCACAUACCUGCUCAGUGGUGGUUGGGACAGAAGGAUUUGUAUCUGGGACCUGGAGAAGGGCAGGUUGCACGACACAUUCCGCAAUACAAGCCUUGCACCUGGUAACCAUGACAACUUGGAGUUGGCGUGUGAUGGAGUCAUCAUGGACAUGGACUACAGUGAAGUCAAUAAGGAGUUUGCAUAUUCAUCCAGUGACAAAAUGGUGUACAUCCGUAAAUUUUCCACAACUGGCUCCAAGAUGACCCUUGUGAACACUCUGCAAGGUCAUGAUGCAGAGGUGACCAGUGUCCGCUGGAAUGCAGUCUUGAAUAAGUGGGUCACUGGCUCUGAGGAUGGCACCAUCAGAAUAUGGUCGGGUAGUGGAUUGAACGAAUGUGAACAGAUCUUGGCCGCCAUGGGUGGUGUGAGCUGUCUGUGUGUGGACAAGCUGAAUGGUGCCAUUGUGGCAGGCAUCCAGCACGUGAUCCGUGUGUAUGACCCAGACAUGUACCGGCUCAUGCAGACCAACGUUGGGCAUACCGACGCUGUCAGAACCGUGAUCCACAUCAAAGAGCGAAAUCAGUACGUCUCUUGCUCAUGGGACCAGUCAAUCCGUGUGUGGAACGCAUGGAAGAAACCGGUGAAGCGGAAAGAUCUGGACGAAGACAACGACAAGGGAGAUAACAAGAUGAAGCGUGUGGAGAUCUCCCUUCAUGAGGAGGAGGGGGAGGAGGCAGAAUAUUGAAUAUAGUUGAUAAGUGGCAAAACAGUGAAAAUAGAAUGGAAAUGAUGUUAAAAAAUUCCCAAACUUAUUUACAACAACUACACAAAACAUUAUUUUGUCGAUUAUCUGCAAUUUUGAAUUCCUGUACAUGUUCCAAAUUUCAGGGCUGUACAUUAUGCAUUAUCAUUUGAACUUUUUGAAACUCUGUUUAUUAAAUGCUAUGUACUUUAGCACAUUUAGCAGUGUGGUUGAGAAUAAAACAACGUAUAUGUAUGUGUAUAGAUAUCUAUCAGAAAUCUGAUAGAAUAGACAGCAUUUGGCGUAAAACAAUCCAAUAACCUUUGUGUAGUAUAUAGAAUUAGUGGAACAUGAGAAAUUUACCUUAUCAAUGUACUUAAACCAAUUUGGUUUAACUACAUGUAGGUAUUUUAGAUAAAAACAGAAGGAAAUCCAAGCACGUCUGGUAUACAACCGCUUUUCUUGCUAAAUUAUAUAUAUUGAUUUAUUGUCUUGUAGCCAUUGCGAUAAGGAAGUAGUUCCUCUUGGACUGGUUUCUGAAUAGCACUUUAGUGCCUGUUGACUUAUACCAAUAAUCCAAUAAUGUAUAUUCACAUUCAUCAUUGAGGUCUGUUUGCACAUUAAAUCUAAGACAUCAUUUAGGUCUUUUUGAUGAACAUUCAAAUAACAAGCAAUCUUUUGUACGUAACUACUAGAGGUUAUUAAAGUAUGCCCAUGGUACCCUGUAUAUAUAUGUUGGAUAAUUGUACAGCUUUUUAAAAGGAUUUAUGUUUAAUGACUAGGUACGAUGUGAUAUGGUAGUUUGUAUUGUUGUUUAUUCUAAUCUUAUUGUUUAAGAUGAGAUAUAUGAUUGACUAUAGUGUUGUUUUUUAAUGGUUUCUUUAUUUAAAUUAUAAAAUAUGUGCAUAGAAAGCAUGUGUAAAAUAUAUCUAAAGAUCACCUGUACACAUGUAUGAGUACACAUCGUGUAUCAUUAUUAUGUGCAAUUAUAUCACUAUAUACAUGUUUGUGUACAGUGUAUGUUGUAAGGAGAAUCAAAUCAGCUAAGAUUAUAUUGUUAUUUUAUUGGUGACCAUGUGCUGUUGUUGUUUUUUCAGAACAAAAAAGGGAGACAGUUUAUUUUAUUUCAAACAUGCAUUUACUCAGUGUAUGUUUUUCUUCAUGUGUAUUCUCAUAUGUGAGUGUAUAAUCUUUCAUUCCUUGUUGGUAACAGAAGUGUUUAUAGCAUUUUGUGGUGUUUAUCAUAAGUGUCUAUAAUUUUUGAAAUCUAUUAAAGAAUGCUACCUUUUGGAAUUUAUUGGCAUAUAUCUACAUAAAAAUCUAAUCAAUACGAAAACAAUAUUUAAGAGACUGAAUUUUUGUUUUAAUGCCUUAUAGAAAAGGGAAAAUAAUUGUCAUGAGAAAUAAAAUAAAAUUCAAAUAGUGUACAAAUAAUAUUGAAGUGAUAAUGGACAUUUUACCUUAUUGUUUACUCUUUCAUUGUGACGAAUUCUUUUAAGUACACUUAUAAAACAUGAAAUGCAAAGGUCCUUUUUAGCUCAUCUAUUUUUUGAAGAAAAAAAAAUGAGCUAUUGUCAUCACCUUGGCGUCGGCGUCUGCGUCGGCGUCCGGUUAAGUUUUGCAUUUAGUUCCACUUUUCUCAGAAAGCAUCAAUGCUAUUGCAUUCAAACUUGGUACACUUACUUACUAUCAUGAGGGGACAUGGCAGGCAAAUAAUAAUAGAUAGAUAACUAUGGAGUGCAUUUUGACAGAAUUAUGUGCCCUUUUAUUCUUCGAAAAUUGAAAAUUUUGGUUAAGUUUUGUGUUUAGGUCCAUUUUAUUCCUUAAGUAUCAAAGCUAUUGCUUUCAUACUUGCAACACUUACUAACUAUCAUAAAGGGACUGUGCAGGCAAAGUUAUGUAACUCUGACUGGCAUUUUGACAGAAUUAUGUGCCCUUUUUAUCCUUAGAAAAUUGAAAAUUUGGUUAAGUUUUGUGUUUAGGUAGACUAUUCCUAAAGUAUCAAAGCUAUUGCUUUCAUACUUGCAACACUUACUAACUAUCAAAAUGGGACUGUGCAGGCAAAGUUAUGUAACUCUGACUGGCAUUUUGACGGAAUUAUGGGCCCUUUAUACUUAGAAAAUUAACAAUUGGUUAAGUUUUGUGUUUUUGUCCACUUUACCCCUUAAGUAUCAUAGAUAAUGCUUUCAUACAUGGAACACUCACAAACUAUCAUAAGGGGACAGUAAAGGACAAGUUGCAUAACUCUGGUUGUCAUUUUCACAGAAUUAUGGCCCUUUUUGACUUUGUAACUUUGAAUAUAUGGUUAAAUUUUGUGUUUAGAUCCACUUUUCUUCUAAAGUAUCAAGGCUAUUGCUUUCAAACUUCAAAUACUUUCAUGCUAUCAUGAGGGUACUGUACAUGGCAAGUUGAAUUUUACCUUGACCUUUGAAUGACCUUGACUCUCAAGGUCAAAUUAUUAAAUUUUGCUAAAAUUGCCAUAACUUCUUUAUUUAUGAUUAGAUUUGAUUGAUACUUUGACAAAAUAACUCUUACCUGACACACCACAAUAGACUCCAACCAAACCAUCCCCCAUGCCCCCC
Dreissena polymorpha is the source of this 5186-nucleotide messenger RNA. RefSeq lists its product as uncharacterized. Bases 190 to 2607 code for a protein of 805 amino acids. NCBI's taxonomy places the organism in Eukaryota, Metazoa, Mollusca, Bivalvia, Myida, Dreissenidae. The transcript has 22 exons. The record is from RefSeq and is a predicted model, not a curated record. Gene Ontology annotation, molecular function: protein binding.